AUGGCAGCUGCUGAAGAUUCGCAAGCCUCUGAUAAUGACGGUGGCGAGCGCCCGGUCCGGAACAAGUUAAAGGAAACGUCUAUCACUUCGGCGCCUAAGGUCUCAACGGAAGAUGAGUCGAUGGGGAAUGCGCAGGAAGGAGAUUCUAGUAGGGCGAGCAGUAGGGGUAGGAAGAGGUCAUUUGAUGAGGAUCAAACGGAGAAUAAUGAGGAUGACUCCGGCCAUCGACGCAAGCGGUCCCGCGACUCGAACACCGAUGAGGAGAAUGCGGGUGAUGAUAAGGAGGAACAGAAGGAACAGAAGCCGGAGGAGCUCUCGAGGAAGAUUCUGAGCCCGAAGAAGAAGAGAAGUAGGGAUCAGCUGGAUAAGGAUGACUCGAAGGUUGCGGCUGCUGGGGAGAAAUUGGUUCAGAUCACUGCGGAGGACGCGGCGAGGGAGAAAUCUGGUGUAGAGGGACAGCCCGAGAAGAAGAGACACACGGAUGAUUCCAGAGAGAAGGAGACGGCUCAUGUUACCAGUGCAUUUGCGAACACAUCGUCUGUCUCACCGUUUGGGUCAAUGGGUGCUGCAAAGUCGAAGGAAGAGGAAUCAUCGAAGCCGAGCGCAGCUACGUCAUCAUCUGCCUUUGCUGCGUCAAGUCUGGCCGCGUUUGCCAGCUCGGAACAGUCGCCCUUUGGCUCUCUGGGAAGCUCUACUCCCUCCAUAUUCAAGUCCCCAUCUUCGACCGACUCUCCUCAGCCGGCCACGACCGGAUUUGCUGCUGCUGCCGGGACAUCAGGAUUCGUCGCCUUGGGUUCUGGUUUCUCGGGAUUCAGCGGCGGGUUUGCAUCAGCCAAACCCGCAGGGGGUCUCACGAGCUUUGCCUCCCCUGCUGGACCUAGUGUCCUCAGCACCUCCAAGGCCACUGGUUUCGGCGCCCCUGAUGAGGAGCAGCACAAGGAGGAGGACGAUGAAGAAGCAGGCGAAACUGGACCAGGCGAGUUUGAGCAGGACAAGACAGACGAGAGAUUCUACGAACGCCCAAUCGAAACCGGCGAGGAGGAUGAGAAAACAUACUUCUCAUGUAAGGCGAAGCUGUUCCAGUUCACAGACAAGGAGUGGAAAGAGCGCGGCAUCGGGACUUUCAAGGUCAAUGUGCGCGUCACGGAUGGAAUGGAGGACAAGAAGGCGGCUCGGAUGAUCAUGCGCGCAGACGGAGUGCUGCGCGUGAUGUUGAAUACGCCCAUCUUCAAGGGAAUGACGGUUGGCGACGGGCAGGGCAAAGAGCCCAAGUCGAAGCAGAUUCACCUUGCCAGCCUGGAGAAUGACCGGUCCAUUCCCAUCCUACUUCGGACGGGAAGCGAGGAUCUCGCUAAGGAGCUGUACCGCGUGGUGCGCGAACUUCAGGAAUAUCAGUGA
Molecule: messenger RNA, 1398 nt
Organism: Aspergillus sclerotioniger CBS 115572
Lineage: Eukaryota; Fungi; Ascomycota; Eurotiomycetes; Eurotiales; Aspergillaceae
Exons: 4
Coding region: 1-1398 (465 amino acids)
Biological process (GO): intracellular transport
Cellular component (GO): nuclear pore; cytoplasm
Molecular function (GO): GTPase activator activity
Source: RefSeq, a predicted model, not a curated record